Molecule: messenger RNA, 910 nt
Organism: Notothenia coriiceps (black rockcod)
Lineage: Eukaryota; Metazoa; Chordata; Actinopteri; Perciformes; Nototheniidae
Product: tetraspanin-5-like
Exons: 6
Coding region: 141-890 (249 amino acids)
Cellular component (GO): plasma membrane
Source: RefSeq, a predicted model, not a curated record
GGCAAAAAAAAAUUCUAACGGAAACUCUGGUCCCUAGGUAUCUGGUUUAGUAUUCUAAAUGGGUCUAAAAUGAAUCGGAGUGCAGCGUGUAUCAGAGGGUAAAACCUUUUCUGUUUCUAUUUGUGCUUCCAUCCUGUGUGAUGUCACUGCGACCCUCUUGGCAGAUGUUCAGUCCUCCAGAGACUGGCUCUGACCGGUUCUGUCUCUGUCCUCAGGGGGUUCUGUCCAACAUCUCGUCCAUCACAGACCUGGGGGGGCUAGACCCAGUCUGGCUCUUCAUGGUGGUCGGGGGGAUCAUGUUCAUCCUGGGCUUUGCAGGAUGUAUUGGAGCACUGCGGGAGAACACCUUUCUACUGAAGUUUUUCUCCGUGUUUCUGGGAAUCAUCUUUUUCUUGGAGUUGACGACGGGGAUCCUGGCGUUUGUCUUCAAGGACUGGAUUAAAGACCAGCUCAACCUGUUCAUCAACAACAACAUCCGGGCGUACCGCGACGACAUCGAUCUACAGAACCUCAUCGAUUUCACCCAGGAAUACUGGGACUGCUGCGGUGCGUUCGGAGCGGACGACUGGAACCUCAACAUCUACUUUAACUGUACUGAUGGGAAUCCCAGCCGGGAAAAGUGUGGAGUCCCCUUCUCCUGCUGCACCAAGGACCCCGCGGAGGACGUCAUAAACACUCAGUGUGGAUACGACAUCCGAGCUAAACCAGACUCGGAGCAGAAGGACUACAUCAACGUGAAGGGCUGCGUGCCUCAGUUUGAGAAGUGGCUGCAGGACAACCUGACCCUGGUGGCGGGCAUCUUCAUCGGGGUCGCACUACUGCAGAUCUUUGGAAUUUGUUUGGCCCAAAACUUAGUGAGUGACAUCGAAGCUGUGCGGGCGAGUUGGUAAGAAAUGAGCUUUACUUUGAA